Molecule: messenger RNA, 312 nt
Organism: Penicillium pulvis
Lineage: Eukaryota; Fungi; Ascomycota; Eurotiomycetes; Eurotiales; Aspergillaceae
Exons: 1
Coding region: 1-312 (103 amino acids)
Source: RefSeq, a predicted model, not a curated record
AUGGGAAGCUCCGACGGGGAUCGGAAAACCAAGGUGGUAGUUCUGAUGACCUCCACCUGUGAGCCUGCAUGGCGGCUGGACAUUGAGAUUUGGACCGAAGUCCCAAAUACACAACCCAUGCGCAAUACUCGGAGUCGGUCCAUGAGAAUACUGGAACGGACACAGCAUGUAUACUUCGAGAAUGGCGCCGUCCAUGGGGGACCGCUGGUGUUGAGCUUUGAGCUGAUGAUGCGCCGACGACCGACCGGGAAAGAAGCGGAUAUUGUGCUAGAUGAGAUGAUAUCGGCGGUAUGUGCCAAGGUUUUGUCGUGA